AUGAAAAUCCUCUGUUCCGGAAGACUACAUAAGAACCGGAUGUCUCGCUACAACCCGCUGAAGGCUAAGUCACCCAAAUCGGAAGACUAGCGCGGAUCUCUCUCUCACCCGGAAGUCUGAGAAUGACUUCUCCGAAUUUGUCAGCUAAGAACCGGAUGCCUCAAGGAAGACCGGAAUUCUCAAAAAACGGACAAAUGAGAAAAGACUUAGAAAAUUAUCUAAGUCUUGAAUGAAGAAAUUCUACCCGUUGGUAAGGAAAAAUCAAUCUCUUGAUUUUCAACGGCUAGAUUGAAGAUAAGUAUGCUGAUUCAAGAACAAAUGACUCGAAGACAAAGUCUGUAUCUCUAAAAAUUGAAGAACCUGUCCAGAAUUCCUAAACAAGAACUAGAAGACAAACAGAGUAAAGUGCUACAGUCUUGAAUUCUUGAACAACGGCUAGAAGACGGAUUCUGUGGAAGAAGGAAUCCUUUCUCAACAAUUGGGUACGUCCAAACACCCACUCCAACGAAGAAUCUUCAAAUCACAAUCUUCAUUCAAAAUUGAAGCCAGCAAAUGCAACGGAUAAUCUAUUAUGAUUCAACGGAUAGAUUAUCCAAUCCAGCUAUAAAUAGCAUCCUUGUAAGACUGAAGAGAAAACGAUGAGAUACGUUGAUACAACAACACAACGAAGCAAUCACUAAAGCUAUCUCAUUCACAGUUAGCCCAAAAAGCUUGAUAAAGAGAGAUUUCUAAACUCCUUAUCCAGAAGCAAAUUUCUCCUCCUUCCAAAAAGUUAUAGUGUAAACACUUGAAGGUUUCCUUGCCUCAAGCACCACACCACGUUGAAGGAUAUUACUUUUGAUCAAACUUAUUGAUUAAAAGGGGGUAGGUCAA
Molecule: messenger RNA, 873 nt
Organism: Cuscuta campestris
Lineage: Eukaryota; Viridiplantae; Streptophyta; Magnoliopsida; Solanales; Convolvulaceae
Source: the annotation of a GenBank genome assembly